AUGCAUCCCAAUCUCUUCAUGAUCAUGAUCGGAAUCUCUAUUUUCAGCCACCUUCCUAUGUUUCUGGGUGAAGACAAUGAGCAAUAUGCAGCCUGUGGUGAGUUGUUUGAGUGUGCGAACAUUCAGGGCAUCGGUUAUCCUUUCUGGGGACAAAACCGGCUACCAUACUGCGGCCACCCGCGUUUCAGGCUGAAUUGCCAAGGUGAUGCCCCCAUAAUCACAAUCCUGUCAAUGGAUUUCCGAGUCCUGGCUAUCGAUAACAAAACGCAAACUCUCACAGUUGCUAGACAGGAUCUGUGGAACAAUAUUUGUCCAAUCUUUCUUUACAACACCACCAUGGAUUUCAACAUCUUUAGCUAUUCAAUCCGCCAGCGGAACAUCAGUCUUCAUUACGGGUGCCCCAGAGUUCCAGUAAGCUUGCAAAAUCAAUUUGAUUGCAAUGUGAACAACACCCCCAGUUCUAGUUAUUUCACAAUGGAAGAAACACUCGACUUUUUCAUCAACAAUACCGCAAUGACCUGCAAUAGCAAUGUUAUUGUUCCGGUUAAUGAGACCUCGACUGAGAUAUUGUCAAGCGAUUCGUCUACGACAAAUAAUCUAACAGCAGCUCUUGACGGUGGUUUUCAGUUGCAGUGGGAUGCGAAUAAUAUGUACUGCACCCAGUGCAACGAUUCUGGUGGGCGAUGUGGGUCUGACUCAAGCAACACAUCCUUUGCUUGCUAUUGUUUAGGUGGAUCAUAUGCUCGCACCUGUCGUAAUACGGAUCAAACUGGAAAGGUCCUCGAACUUCUUAUGCCAUAUAGACAACAUUGUAUUGUAGAUCAAAUUGGAGGGCAUCUGAUUUUCAAGUUCUCUGACUUGGAAACACAGGCCCUGGAAUUUGCCAGAACUUGGCCUGGUUUUGAGGAUUGCAUCUAUGGGUGUAGAUAG
Molecule: messenger RNA, 930 nt
Organism: Ilex paraguariensis (yerba mate)
Lineage: Eukaryota; Viridiplantae; Streptophyta; Magnoliopsida; Aquifoliales; Aquifoliaceae
Source: the annotation of a GenBank genome assembly